CAAGCAAAACCCCUUCUUAUUACGACUCCCACACCAUAUAUACACCAGAAGUAGCAAGCAAAGCAAAACCCAAUAAUAAUCCGGCCUUAAUUUCUCCGGCCUCCCUCUUCUCUUCUCUCGCGGCAGCCAUGGGAAGACCUCCCUGCUGCGACAAGAUUGGCAUCAAGAAAGGCCCAUGGACUCCCGAAGAAGACAUCAUCUUAGUCUCUUACAUCCAGGAACACGGCCCCGGCAACUGGCGAUCUGUUCCCACCAACACAGGGCUGUUGAGGUGCAGCAAGAGUUGCAGACUGAGGUGGACGAAUUAUCUGAGGCCUGGGAUCAAAAGAGGCAACUUUACCCCACAUGAAGAAGGGAUGAUCAUCCAUCUCCAAGCCUUAUUGGGUAACAAGUGGGCAGCCAUAGCUUCAUACCUUCCACAAAGGACAGACAACGACAUCAAGAACUACUGGAACACCCAUCUGAAGAAGAAGCUGAAGAAGUUGCAGUCUCCAGGUUCCGAAAACAACGCGCAGAUGGGAUCAGAGAAUUCCCCGACCAGCGCCACAUCGUACCACCAUCACCAUCAUCUUGUCUCCAAGAACAGCUUCACCGACAGGCCACAGAUCGCCACUUCUUCAUCGUCUCUCUACGCCUCGAGCGCGGAGAACAUUUCCAGGCUGCUGGAGGGGUGGAUGAGAGCUUCAUCCUCGUCUUCUUCAUCCAAGGGGUUGACGACGGCGACCUCCCACGGCGGCGGCCGGGAGGAGGAGGAGGAAGAAGACGACCAGAACCGCCCGGAGGCGGCGGCGGGCGGCGGAUUAGCGGGGAGCAACGACGACAACAAUGGGGUGAUCCCGAAGGAGGAGUAUUUGGAUUCUAUUCUGACGUUUGGGAGCUUGAUGAAUGGGAUGGAGAGUGGGAAUAAUAAGCAGAAUGUGCAGGAAGGUAAUGAUAAUGAUAACCCUCCGCCAUUAUCGUUUCUUGAGAAAUGGCUGUUGGAUGAAAGUGCAGCGCAGGUUGAAGAAGAAGAAGAUGGAGAGGAUCAAGUUGCAGUCAUGGAGCUUCCAACAAUCUUUUCAUGACAAUAAAAUCAAUACUGUUUCAUCAUCAUCACCCCCGACUUGGUAACCCUAGUCAAGAAACCCGACCUGGUAAUCCUAGUCGGAAAACCCGACCUGAUAACCCUAGUCGGAAAACCUGACUUGGUAACCCUAGUCGGCAAAAGACCCUACUCAUCAUCAUCAUCAUUUUUCUUUGUCUUUUAUAACUGUGAACUAAAUGUUGACUUUAAUUGCUUGUCUUUCUAGUUGUUUUGUUAGAGAUUCUGAAAAAAAUGGCAGAAUCUCUUCUCUUUACUUCUCUUUAUUACUGUAAUUUCUUAGAUAAAAAUCGAGAAUCUGGUGCGAUUAUAUUUCAAGUAGACAUGCUAUUUAAAAAAGAGCAUAGUUUACCAUCAAA
Molecule: messenger RNA, 1440 nt
Organism: Ipomoea nil (Japanese morning glory)
Lineage: Eukaryota; Viridiplantae; Streptophyta; Magnoliopsida; Solanales; Convolvulaceae
Product: myb-related protein 306
Exons: 3
Coding region: 129-1064 (311 amino acids)
Biological process (GO): response to auxin
Source: RefSeq, a predicted model, not a curated record